AUGCGACUUGCGAUCGUUAUAGCUCUGAUACUUAUAGUUGUCCAAGUGCAGGCUGGCUUGUUGGGUGAUAUUUUUGGUGGUGGCGGUGGUGGAGGUGGUGAUCCAAACAAUGGUGACCAGCAACAACAUAACAAUCCACAACCAUCAUCAUCACCCACGCAAGCCAACCCUGCUCAACCCUCCAACCACCCACAACAACAACAACCAAGCAAUUCAGUUAGCAAUCCACAGCCAUCCGCUAGUGUAACAGCAUCAAACAAUCCACAACCAUCACUAUCCAAGACCCAUCCCACAUCUACAUCUGAUUCACAACCAUCACCCAGUGACAACAACAAUGACCAGAGCAACAAUUCGGAUGCUACAAAGAGCCCAACAAGUGAUAAUACAAGCACGAGGUCCGGAGAUUCGACACAACAACAACAACAACAGCAUAAAGGACCAGGUGGGAUAAGUACCACUGUUAUUAUUAUUGCAUCUGUUGCUGGAUUUGUGAUUGUGGUGGGAAGUGCUCUUGCCUUGGUAUUGUGUGCCAAACGACGUCGACGACAAAGUAAAAAUGACAAGCUUGCAGCAGCACAGGAGAUGCAUGAUUUCCCCUACGAAAGCAACCCUUCACCUGUCAUGAUCAACGAAAAGGAGCCUCCUACUAAUAGCAACAACAACCUUUACAACACUACUGUUACUUCUCCGCAUGUAUCACCGCCUGCUCUCCAUACAUCACCACCGGCUAACGAAUACACUUACAAUGAUGCAUACUAUGCUCCACCAAUGCAGCCUUCUGCUACGGCAUAUCCAACUUACGAUGCUCAUCAACAUUACUAUCAACAGCCAGCAGCAGCAGCAGCAGCAGGGCCUCCUGUAUAUGCAUCCCCCAAUGCCUAUGAAGAUGUGCACCGACCCAAUGCUUAUGAUGAUCAACAACAAGCAGGAUAUCCAUAUUCACAUCAACAACCAAUGCAUCGAUGGUGA
Messenger RNA from Lichtheimia ornata, 969 nucleotides. RefSeq lists its product as uncharacterized. Lineage: Eukaryota; Fungi; Mucoromycota; Mucoromycetes; Mucorales; Lichtheimiaceae. The transcript has a single exon. The record is from RefSeq and is a predicted model, not a curated record. The coding region runs from base 1 to 969 and encodes 322 amino acids.